AUGUCCUCACCCCAGCAGGAGCGGGCAGCUGGCAGCCACCUCCUCCUGCUCCUGCCCCUGCUGCUGCUGGGAGGCUUGAGGCAGGUCCCACCCCUUUGGUGGAAAAACCCCAAACCAAAGACUCCUACCCCAUGUGUUUGUACCCUGAGGAGGUGCUGGCUGUUGCAGCAGAUGCUGAAACUUGUUUUUCAUCACCUCUUUAAGGUGUGUGCCACGCUUUCCCCAAAGGAAAAGUUUAGGGAGUGCUGCCGGUUUUUUGGAGACAAUGGCUUGACUUUGAAGGUGUUUUUUACCAAGGCAGCACCCUUUGGUGUUCUUUGGACACUCACAAACUACCUUUACUUACAUGCAAUAAAGAAAAUAAACACUACGGAUGUCUCCGUGUUGUUCUGCUGCAACAAAGCUUUUGUGUUCUUGCUUUCAUGGAUCGUUCUGAGGGACAGGUUCAUGGGAGUGAGGAUCGUGGCUGCUAUAUUUGCUAUUGCAGGGAUAGUUAUGAUGACGUACGCUGAUGGGUUUCACAGCCACUCCGUUAUUGGGAUAGCCCUGGUGGUGGGCUCUGCCUCAAUGUCUGCUCUCUACAAGGUUUUAUUCAAACUUCUUUUGGGCAGUGCUAAAUUUGGAGAAGCUGCCUUAUUCCUGUCUGUGUUAGCUGUCUUCAAUGUCCUCUUCGUUACCUGUAUUCCUGUCAUCCUGUAUUUUACCAAAGUGGAGUACUGGAGCUCUUUUGACAUCGUUCCUUGGGGAAACCUCUGCGGAUUUUCAAUUCUCUUAUUGACAUUCAAUAUUCUACUAAAUUUUGGGAUUGCUAUUACCUACCCCACCUUGAUUUCUCUUGGAAUUGUACUGAGUGUCCCAGUGAAUGCGGUUGUUGAUCACUACACGAGUGAAAUUGUCUUCAACAGUGUCCGAGUAAUCGCCAUCAUCAUUAUUGGCCUGGGCUUCCUCCUGUUGCUCUUGCCAGAGGAAUGGGACGUCUGGGUAAUAAAGCUCCUCACGCGUCUCAAAGUCCGGAAGAAGGAAGAAAUCCCCGAGGGGAAUGGAGACAUUGCUUCAGGACUGCCUAACAAAAGCCGGAGAACUCGCCCCUCCAUGUCGUCCUUUGCUCAUUAAAUGCUCUUUU
Leptosomus discolor (cuckoo roller) is the source of this 1123-nucleotide messenger RNA. NCBI's taxonomy places the organism in Eukaryota, Metazoa, Chordata, Aves, Leptosomiformes, Leptosomidae. The record is from RefSeq and is a predicted model, not a curated record.